ACAACAGAUAUAAGUUGCGAUGGGAGAGGAGCGUCGGAUUUGGUGUGUAUCCCCCAUUUCCAAUUAUAGAUGGAUCAUUACAGACAGCGGAGUCCUGAGAAGCCAGACAUCUGCUUCUCACAUGAAUGCACUCACCUCCUAGAGACCCGGCUGCCAUCAUGCUUUGGAAGCUCGUGGAGAAUGUCAAGUACGAAGAUAUCUAUGAGAUGUUAGUCCACACCUAUUCAUCCAUGGACCGGCACGAUGGCGUCCCGAGUCACAGCUCACGGCUCUCCCAGCUGGGCUCGGUGUCCCAAGGACCUUACUCCAGCGCCCCGCCGCUGUCCCACACGCCGUCGUCAGAUUUCCAGCCACCCUACUUCCCGCCCCCCUACCAGCCGCUCCCCUACCACCAGAGCCAGGACCCCUACUCCCACGUCAACGACCCCUACUCCCUGAACCCCCUGCACCAGCCCCAGCAGCACCCCUGGGGGCAACGACAGCGGCAAGAAGUGGGUUCAGAAGCCGGCUCUCUCCUGCCCCAGCCUCGGGCCGCCCUGCCCCAGCUCUCGGGCCUCGACCCCCGGAGGGACUACCACUCGGUCCGCCGGCCGGACGUGCUCCUGCACUCAGCGCACCACGGCCUGGACGCGGGCAUGGGUGACAGCCUCUCGCUGCACGGCCUCGGCCACCCCGGGAUGGAAGACGUCCAGUCAGUUGAAGAUGCCAAUAACAGCGGCAUGAAUCUAUUGGACCAGUCUGUCAUAAAAAAAGUUCCGGUUCCUCCCAAAUCUGUGACUUCUCUGAUGAUGAAUAAGGAUGGCUUCCUGGGAGGCAUGUCUGUCAACACCGGUGAGGUGUUUUGCUCGGUCCCCGGCCGUUUGUCUCUGCUCAGUUCAACUUCAAAAUACAAAGUAACUGUGGGGGAAGUUCAGAGACGGCUGUCGCCCCCCGAAUGCCUCAACGCGUCUCUCCUCGGCGGCGUCCUCAGAAGAGCCAAAUCGAAAAAUGGGGGGAGAUCUUUGCGAGAAAGGCUAGAAAAAAUCGGUUUGAAUUUACCCGCGGGCAGGCGCAAGGCAGCAAAUGUCACGUUACUCACCUCCCUGGUGGAAGGAGAGGCUGUUCACUUAGCUCGGGAUUUUGGGUACAUUUGCGAAACGGAGUUUCCUGCCAAAGCUGUUUCUGAGUAUUUGAACCGGCAGCACACGGACCCCAGUGACCUGCACUCCCGGAAGAAUAUGCUGCUGGCCACCAAGCAACUUUGUAAAGAAUUUACGGAUCUGCUGGCUCAGGACCGGACGCCCAUCGGAAACAGCCGGCCCAGCCCCAUCCUGGAGCCGGGGAUCCAGAGCUGCCUCACGCACUUCAGCCUCAUCACGCACGGCUUCGGCGCCCCGGCCAUUUGCGCUGCGCUCACGGCCCUGCAGAACUAUCUCACCGAGGCGCUCAAAGGCAUGGACAAGAUGUUCUUGAACAACACCACCACUAACAGGCACACGUCUGGGGAAGGCCCAGCUUUGCCCGCAUGGUUUAUGAGCUUCUUCAAAGAGGACUUGGGCUUCCUACACAAUCUAUAAGGGCAACGCGCCCCACGCGUGUGACGUGCGAGAGACGCGAUGGACGCGCCUUGCUCUUACUGUGCAGGUCCCGAGAGCGUGGGGGCCACUCGCGCCCAGUCGUGUUGAGGACAUAGAAUCAGCCGCUGGAGGGGCCGCGGGCCGCGCGGGCCCUUCCCGCUCUCGGUCUCACCCUAAGGGCUAAGGCGACCGAGAAAGCCCGGUGCUCCAGUAGGUAAUGGGGCGGCGCCCCGCGGGCUGCAGGCGGGAGGGGUCUCAGCGCUGCCCGAGGCCCUUGCUGCCAGCGGCCGCCCCGGGCGGCUGCUUCCCGAGGGCGAGUUGGCCUAGAAAUGUCCAGGGGAUCGGAAGCUUCCCCCGCCUUUGCCGGUACGAAAUCUCUCCACCCUCAGGCUCCCAAAGGCGGGUGAUGGGGUAGGAAUUGUCUUACUGGGCUACGCAGGCUCCUUCGUCGCCCUUCGCCCUCCUCCGGGCGUUCCUUUGGCGCCCGGGCUAAGCAGAGCGCUUGGCAUCUCUCCCCCGCACCCCGCCUCCACGCAACGUGGAGAGAACCCACUGCC
Molecule: messenger RNA, 2113 nt
Organism: Kogia breviceps (pygmy sperm whale)
Lineage: Eukaryota; Metazoa; Chordata; Mammalia; Artiodactyla; Physeteridae
Source: RefSeq, a predicted model, not a curated record